Molecule: messenger RNA, 2547 nt
Organism: Brassicogethes aeneus
Lineage: Eukaryota; Metazoa; Arthropoda; Insecta; Coleoptera; Nitidulidae
Source: the annotation of a GenBank genome assembly
AUGGAAGAAAAUAUAAGUUAUAAAAAUAAUGAAUUUACAAACUUUAGUGGAGACGAUAGUGAUGUCGACCCUACCUACAAACCCAAAACAAUUAAUGAAUAUGGCAGGCUGUUGCAAAGUUAUAAUAUAAACAAUGAUUCUGAUAGUGAAGCUUCCGACGUGAAUUUGAACAACCUAUUACCAAAUACUAUAAAACCUCAGGAUGGACUAUGCAAGAUAAGUGGGAUUCUUGAAAAAGAGCAAGAUCCAGAUGUUAAUGAUCCCAUGCAUUGUGAAAAAAACAACAAAAAAAAACUUACUAGAAAGCGGCUAAGAAAUGAGGCAGAAUGGAAGAGAAAUGUAAACAAGAAACUGUGUGAGCAUGGACAAUCUUAUAAAGACGUAAAAGGUAAAAGUCGCAGAGCAAGAGAAAUUAAAAACAAAAAAAAUUGUGAAACCAGCUGCAAAUUUAAAUGUCAAACUAAAAUAAAAGAAGAUACUAGAAUUAUAUUACAUAGAAAUUUUUGGGAUUUAUCUAAUGAGGGAAAACUAAAUUUUUUUAACAAAAAUACUGCAUGUUCUUUAAAAAAACGUAGUACUGUUAAAAAUAAUGAUUCUAAAAGACAACGUGAAUUUUCUUACAAAUAUUUUUUUAAUGUUAAUUAUGAACAGAUACGAGUUUGCAAGCAAUUUUUUUUGGACACACUUGAUAUUAGUCAACGUCGUGUAUCGUAUUUUCAUGAGAAAAAAAGGCAAAUAGUGAGUGGAGUUCCUCUGCCAAGUAACCGUGGAAAACAUACAAAAAAGACUAUUUCCAGUGAGCAGCGAGAUAGUGUAAUAUCUCAAAUUAACAGUAUUGCAAGAGUCGAAUCUCACUAUUGCCGCAAAAAUUCUACAAAAGAAUACUUUGAUGUAAAUUUAAAUUUAUCGAGAUUAUAUUGUCUCUAUGUGGAAUGGUGUAAUGAAAAAAAUAUUCUUCCAGUUAAAGAAAGCUUCUACAGACAUACAUUUAAUUUUAAAUUUAAUAUAGAAUUCUUAAAACCAAAAAAAGAUAGGUGUGAUGUUUGUGAACUUUUACGGCUAAAAGAAAAAAGUAACAGCUUAUUAGAAGAAGAACGUGUUCACUUUAACAACCACUCAAUAUCAAAAGAAAUUACAAAAACAGAGCGUGAAAAGGAUCGAAAAAAUAAUGAACCUGAAACUGCAGUCGUUUGCUUCGACUUAGAAAAUGUGUUUGCUUUACCAAGUCAUUGCAACAAAAAUAAAAGAGCAUACUGUGCAGUAUGGUCGGAGGGGCUUCAUGGACGGACAGGACAGGAUCUGGCCGCAGCUUUAUGUAAAAAUUUGAAAAACAUUUUAGCUGACAUACCAAAUUUAAAAAAAAUUAUUUUGUGGUCCGAUUCGUGUGUCCCACAAAAUAAAAAUAGUAUAAUGACAAUGGCAUUAAAGAAAUUCAUGGAAGAGAAUCCUACUGUAGAGGAAAUAAUACAAAAAUAUUGUGAACCUGGCCAUAGUUCUAUACAAGAAGUAGAUAACAUACAUAGUCAAACGGAAAAAUAUCUUAAGGGGCAAGAAAUAUUUAGUCCUUUGGCUUUACUUAGAUUACUCCCACAAGUAAACAAUAGAAAUAAGUUUAAAGUUUACCACUUACAACAAACUGACUUUAAGGAAUUCAAGAUAGCUACUUUAGGCUACAAUUUUAAGAAUAUCGCUUAUGCGUCAUUAAAACAAAUUAAAUAUUUAAGAUCAGAACCUAUGAAAGUAUACUACAAGUUAAAUCACACAGACCCAGAUUUUUUGGCAGUAGAUUUAACGACUGUUACAACACGAAAAAACCUAAUAAGGCCACUUAAUGUUUCACAAAAAUUGCCAACACUAAAAGCAUGCGCUCCUCCAAAAGAAUGCUUGCUACCUUUGGCAAAAGUUAUUGAUUUAUGUAAACUUUUUAAAUUUAUGCCACCAGUUGACACAUUAUUUAUAAAGAAGCUAUUUAAACAGUACAAUGAUCCUCACAUUUUAAGACGACUAGAGAAGACACUAUUUGCCGGAGACGAAAACAUGAAAGGAAGAAAAGAUAUGAAAGAAAGUUUUUCUUGUCAAGGUUUAGUUUUUGUUCAUUGGGAUGGUAAAAUUCUUCCUGAUUACCACUGCUUAACUAAAGUAGAACGUUUACCAGUAGUAGUUUCAGCAGAUGGAAUAGAAAAGUUAUUAGGAGUACAGCAAAUGAAGUCGGAAACGUACUUCGGGAAUGGAAUCUGGUGGAUAAAUCAUCAUGUUUUGGAAAUAAUUGUUAGUAAGGUUUUCAAGUUGUGCUGCUUUCCGGAUAUUCCAAUUUUUAAUCGAUUUAAAAUAAUUUGGGUACCUAUUGAUCGUAUCUGCUUCAAGUCCUCAGACCUAGAAUCGUCGAAGAAUUUUGAAUUUUACAAAAACUCCACAAUCCCCUUGUUGCUAGCUGCAUUGAAACAAAAGUCUCAACGUUAUGACGACUACUUGGAACUGAUCGAGUUGGCUUUGGUCGUUUUGGUGAAAUCUGGAUCAAGGCACUGUGUGCCACUAAAUUUAGCUUAA